Molecule: messenger RNA, 3064 nt
Organism: Oryzias latipes (Japanese medaka)
Lineage: Eukaryota; Metazoa; Chordata; Actinopteri; Beloniformes; Adrianichthyidae
Gene: mdm2
Product: MDM2 proto-oncogene
Biological process (GO): negative regulation of apoptotic process; regulation of cell cycle; cell cycle
Cellular component (GO): nucleus
Molecular function (GO): p53 binding; identical protein binding; ubiquitin protein ligase activity
Source: RefSeq, a predicted model, not a curated record
CGCUAUAGACACAGAAAACUAAUUUAGCUGCACAGUAGCUAACAUUUGUGUUAGCAGGCCUCAAAGCCUCGGGCUUUCCUGGUUUAAGUGUCUACCCUAGCGACGCGACACUAUUAAACAAGUUUGCGCUUCGCAGCGAUAAUACAAGCGAAAGAUGUGUUAAUUAAAAAUUAGGUUCUUUUAAGUAGUUCUAAUUGUGUUCUCCCCGUUGUAUGUACUUAAUAUGGGUCUCAACGCUUGUUUGAAGCCAGAAUCAAUAUCGAAACACAAUCAAGUUUUAUUUUUAGUUAUCCAGACGUGUUUAGUUAAGUUUUAAAAAAAAUAUGUGAGGUUUACAUUUAACUCCUAAAGCAACAACAAAAUAUGAGUCCGUUUUGAUAAAAAAUUCGAUGUGAAAAGCAGAGAUUUUGUUGUUUGGACUCCAGACGGUUCCUGUGCAGAACUCGUCCGUUGUUAGUCUGAGGGUUCGGUGACUGUUGUAUCAUGGUGGGCGGAGUCUCAGCCAGUGCAGCGUUUGAAAGUGAGCGCGAGGAGCGCGGGACAUGUCCGGGCAUAUGUACGCGCGUGGCAGCUGCACGGAACAGCUCAUCCCUUCCGCUCAGUCAUCGGGGGCUGAUGCCCGGACGUAUUCAGCCUGAAGGACAGUGCAGAAGAAAUGAUGGGCCGCUGACAGAGGAAAUACGGGGACACAAACAGCUUCAUCAUGUCAGCUGACAGGGAGAUCAACACAGACGCUACAAAUGAAAACAAUCUGGUCAGACCAAAGGUAGAAUUCUGCUCCUUGCUGCAACACGCCGGAGCCACUAAAGAUGUCUUCACCAUGAAGGAGGUGAUGUUCUACCUCGGUCGGUACAUCAUGCAGAAGCAGCUGUACGACCAGAAGCAGCAGCACAUGGUGCACUGCGCUCAGGACGCUCUGGGCCGGGUUCUGGGAGUCGACAGCUUCUCCGUGAAAGAACCGCGAGUUCUGUUUGCAAUGAUCACCAAGAACCUGGUGGCUGUAAAUAACAAAGAUUCUGCCUCAGACUCUGGUGAAUCGGCGAGCAGCCGGCCGGACCGCGGCUCCGAGGUUGCAGAGACAGAGGGCCGCUCUUCAUCACUUGACAGGAGGAGGAGGAGAAGGAGGAGCCACAGAAGCAGCGAUCCAGGGCCGUCUCAGAGCGUGGAGGAGGAGGAUGAAGCAGAGGAGGAGGAGGAGGGGGAAGGCAGGAAGAGGAGAAGGUCUGACAGCUACUCCCUGACCUUCGAUGACAGCCUGUCUUGGUGCGUGAUUGGAGGGCUGGUGAGUGGGCGGGACAGACAAAGCAGCCAAUCCUCGAGCUCGGAGAGCACGUCGGAAAGGUCGGAGGUCACGGCAGCGCCUUCAGAGUCGGACAGCGACAACUUCAGCGUGGAGUUCGAGGUGGAGUCCAUCGAUUCUGACGACUAUGGCGAAGACGACGCGUCUCUGUCAGCAGAUGAUCAGGUGUACGAGGUCACCAUCUUUGAGGCCGACGAUGAAGACUCCUUUGAUGAAGACACCGAGAUCACAGAGGCUGAUUACUGGAGGUGUUCAAAGUGUGACGAAUUGAACCCCCCCCUGCCCAGAAACUGUCUCCGCUGCUGGGAUCUGCGUCAGGAUUGGCUGCCUAACCAGUCCGCCAACGCCGCCUCCAGCCCCAAAGCGCUUCCUACCAAGCCAAACAACCAAUCAGACGCCAAAGACGCUCCAGGUUGUGAUGUGGAGGACGCUGAAGGAGUCGACGUUCCAGAUGGAAAAAGAACGAAAAGCUCUCCUUCCUCACAGAGUCAGUCGGACUACAGCUGCUCUGCUCCAAACUCCCAGGAUCUCCUCUCACUGUCACAGCCCUCCUCCUCCUCCUCGCAGGAGAAGCUCUGGACUCCAGAGUCGCAGCCCUGCUCUUCCUCACUAUCUUCAGACGUCAACGAGCUCCUCCCCUCUUCGCCUACAGCUCCUCCUCCCCCUCAGUGCCUCCCCGAGCUGGAGCGCAGCGUGUCGGCAGAGUGGCGCCUGCCGGACUCCUGCCUGGACCCGUGCCUCAUCUGUCAGUCGCGGCCCAAAAACGGCUGCAUCGUCCACGGACGGACGGGUCACCUGAUGUCCUGCUACGUCUGCGCCCGCAAGCUGAAGAAGAGGAACAAGCUGUGUCCGGUCUGCAGGAUGCCCAUCCAGUCCGUGGUCCUCACCUACCUGAGCUGAGGCGCCGUCUGCUCAGGCCACACCUACCUCAGCUGACGCACCUUCAGCCCCGCCUCCUGGUGGUCCUUAGCGAUGGAAAUAAAUAAAAGUUUUGUUUGAAUUUCAUUUAGAAACAUUUUUUCUUUUAUUGAAAGGAUUGUAAGUUUGACCUGACUGUGCACUUUCUGAAUUUAAUCUUAAAUAACUCGAUUGUCACAAAUUAUUAAAAUGUUGCUCAAAUAUAUUUUUAAUUAUUUGCUAAUAAAUCCUUAAUUUGAAUUCAGAAACUCCUGAAAGUUGAUUCAGUGCUUUAAUUAACCUUCUUUUCAAGUUUUUCUUAACUUUAAAAUGUAUUUUUAGACAGAAAAGUUGAUAAAUCAAAUUUUAUUUCAGCAUUUUUUUACAGUUUUGGGUCUAAAUGUCUUUGAAACUGAGCAGCUGCUGUUUAAAGAUAUUAUUUUUAUAAUAAUCUGAAGGCACUGCAGGACUUUGUGAAAACUAGAGGUGAAAAAAUGAAAAAGUAACUUAAAGAUCCGUGUUUUUGUGGCCAAUUUUUAUUUUCAGUGGUAUCUUUUUAUUUUAAUCCCUUUUGUCUUUUUUUUUCUUUUUUUCAAAAGAAAAUAAUCAAAUGAGUCAUUUAUUUAUGAGAUUUGGGAAGAAAGUGUUUGUGAACUUUCAGUGAUGUCAUGGAUUUUAUUUUGUAAACUUUUAUUAUACUUAAAAGACAAUUUUUUUCAAAGUAUUGAUUUAAAUUCAUUUAUAAGCAGAGAUGACAUCUUCAUUAUUUAUUGUUUGCAUAUUUAAGAUGCUUUGGUUUAUUUAAUCUGUUCCAUGACUGUAUAAAUAAUGAGAUGGAUUCUAUUAAAUUUGAUGUUUGCUUUGAAA